GGUCGCUUUGCUGCCUGGGUGGGCUCCUCGAAGACUCGGUUGACGUUGUUGUUGGAAGUGGAGUGGAAAUUACUUUGUCGUUGCCGAUGGUCCGGUUUGUUUGGGGAUUUAACGUUCACUUGCGCCACGACAACAUGCUCCAAAGUUAAAACGCCGUCCACUUCGUCGAGUGGGGGGAAACAAGACAACGGGAAGGAUGGAGACGUCUGCAAAGGCCCCCGAGGUAAAAAGCAAUUUGGUGUGACUGUAGACGUCCCCUCUGGCUCCCGUGUCCACCGCCCCCACCCCCCUCCAAAUCCCCCCCGUUUUUGUCCUCCCCAUAUUUUGUUUCGUUUUUUUCUCCUCUCUGACUCUGGCCGGACUCCGACCACCACCGUGUGAAUUCAUGAUCACAUAACCGUGGAUAUGGACACGGUCCUGUCCCGCUUUGUCCAGUCCACAGGAGCAGAACCAGGAUUAGCAAGAGACCUGCUAGAGGGCAAGAAUUGGGACCUGAACGCCGCCCUCAGCGACUUUGAGCAGCUGCGACAGGUGCAUGCUGGGAACUUGAUGUACUCCUUCACCCAGGAGAGGACGUACCUGCCCCCGGAAAAAGAGAUGGCCCGCCUCGGACGGCUCAUCCCGCAGAGACAAGACGAAGUGACCCCAACUAAUGAAAAACGUCAGCCGAGAGGGGUCCCGCCCCGCGCCGCCUCCCCCGUGGUGGCUUCCCUGGCUCGCAGUCACGCCUCCGGCCCCGCGGGGGGCAGCGACGAGCAGCUGCUAAACACGCCCGAGUUCACCUUCCAGCUGCCCGACCUCAGCAUGUACCAGGAUGACUUCCGGGUCAACGAGCGGGACCUGAUCGAGAAGUCCAUGAUGGUGGCCCUGGAACACGCCGGCCGUCUGAACUGGUGGACCAAAGUCGUUCCCAACUGUCAGAGUUUGCUGCCCCUGACGACCACGGGAGACGGAAACUGCCUUUUACACGCCGCCUCGCUCGGCAUGUGGGGCUGUCACGACCGCGACCUGUCGCUGCGCAAGGCGCUGCACGAGCAGAUGGAUCACGGCGCCGAGCAGGACGCCCUCAAGCGCCGCUGGAGGUGGCAACUGACCCAGCAGAACAAAGAGUCGGGCCUGGUCUACAGCGAGGAGGAGUGGCAAAAGGAGUGGAAGGAGCUGCUGAAACUGGCCUCCAGCGAGCCCCGAGUCAACUACAGCAACCACGUCAACAACAGGGGGGAGGCGUCAGACGAGCCCGUGUACGAGAGCCUGGAGGAGUUCCACGUCUUCGUCCUGGCGCACGUCCUCAAGCGUCCCAUCGUGGUGGUGGCCGACACCAUGCUGAGGGACUCCGGGGGAGAGGCCUUUGCCCCCAUCCCGUUCGGUGGCAUCUACCUGCCGCUGGAGGUGGCGUCCGCCCGGUGCCACCGCUCGCCGCUGGUGCUGGCCUACGACCAGGCUCACUUCUCGGCGCUGGUGCCCAUGGAGCAGAAGGACGGCUCCGACGAGCGAGCGGUGAUCCCGCUGACCGACUCGGAGCACAAAAUGCUUCCUCUGCACUUUGCCGUGGAUCCGGGAAAAGAUUGGGAGUGGGGCAAGGACGACAGCGACAACAUCAUGCUGGGCAGCGUUGCUUUGUCAUUGGAGGCAAAGCUGCAGAUGUUGCACAGCUACAUGACCGUCAACUGGCUGCCGCUGCCCUGCGAGCAAGCGCCGCUGGCCCAGCCCGAGUCGCCCACGGCGUCGGCCGGAGAGGACGCCCGGACGCCUCCGGACUCCGGCGAGUCGGACAAGGAGUCGGUCAGCAGCAGCUCCAACGGCAACGGCGACGCCGCCCCCGCGGGGCCCACGCUCAACGGUUCCGGGAACCCGGCCAAGAACGACUCGUCCGCCUCGUCCACGUCGUCGGUGGCGGGCGGCGUGCCCAGCGCCGCCCAAAAGAACAAAGCCAAGAAGGAGAAGGAUAAAAAGAGGGCCGAGUCAGUGGCCAACAAGCUGGGCAGCUUCGGCAAGACGCUGGGCAGCAAGCUGAAGAGGAACGUGGGCGGUCUCAUGACGGGCAAGAAGGAGGGCGGGAUCAAAAAGAAGGCCUCCUUCCGGGCCGGGAAGGACGCCAAGGACGGCUCCCCGCCUUCGCCCCGCGUGUCCGAGGACUCCGGCAAGGGCUCCCCCUCGUCGGGCAGCGAGCGCCUCAACGGGACGGCCGGCGGCGCGGAGGGCGAGGUGUACAAGUACAGCGCCGACGUCAAGAUCAGCCUCGGCAUCAUGAAGGCGGCCAUGCAAGGCGAGAGGAGGUUCGUGUUCGCCGGCGUGCUGACCACCGACAACCAGCACCCGCUGCGGGAGCAGAGGAUCCGCCGCUACUUCACCGAGGUGGAGGAGCGCUACCGGGCCGAGCAGGAGCAGCGGCGCGAAGCCGAGCGCAAGGGCGUCCCCUACGCCGUCGGGCCGGAGCUCGCCGAGAACUCGUCGCCCCCGUUCGACCGGCUCAAGACUUCCCUCCUCAGCCCGUCCGUGUACUCCGGCGUGGUCCCCAUCCCGCGGCCCACCCUGACGGACCAGCUGCCCCUUCACUUCCACUACACGGAGACUCGGCGCCAGUUGGCCGGCGGCUCCUACCCGUCGUACGUCACCCUUCCGAGGCACUGCUCCGCCCCUAACGCGCCCAACGCUCAUCGCGAUUCCCCCCAAGGCCCCGCUCCCCUUAAUCCCCCGGCCCCCGCCUGCCGCUCCUCCAACGGCUUCCUGGAGCCCGGUAGCGGACUCCCGCCGGUCCGCCACUACUCCCUGGGCAGCGUGGGCGCUCUCCCCGGCACGCCGUCCGGCCACUGUCGGACCCCCAGCUGCGACUUCUACGGACACCCCGAGACGGGCAACUACUGCUCCUGCUGCUACCGCAAGAAGAAGGAGACGGAGACGGAGCCCGGCGUCCAGAGGUUCUGAUCCGCGUGACGGGUGGCCUUUUUCACUUCAGUUGGGACUCAAUCGGCUACCGCUCCCUGGCUCGGUGCCGAGAAUCCAACGGGGCCGUCUCGGACCCGUGGACCCGAAACUGCGCUUCUGUUCCAUUUUUGCUGCGGGUGUGAAAGUGUGGAAAAAGUCCUGGCCUCCUAGUGGAGAGAAUGUAAAUGACGGGACAGGCGCCUCACGGUGAUACGUGCGGACAGGAGACGGGGACAGACGGGCGGGUUGUCGUCUCCGCAAGGUUCUGGCGAGCCCUUUGAGCGGGCGUGUCUGCAAAAGCGCCGCUGGGGAGAAGGCCGACGGCUGCUCGACUUGUCUUUAGUUGCGUUAAAAACCUCGUUCGGGAAACCUUUUGGAAUAAAUGCUCCAAAGAUAUUGUGGAAAGUUGAGCAUUUUGUUCAAUUUCCUUGAUAUCCUGCCGAGGUUUAUGCUAAAAGGCAAAAAAGUGUCGCUGUAUGGAAAAAUAAUGUUACAGUAAGUUCUACCGGUGCCUGAGCAUUCUGCUAGUGUGCUGGACCGUCUGACCGGGACAAAAUACGUACGACUCGAAGAUAAACGUCAAGGAUAUUAAAUCAUUACUCAAACGGCUUUCCAUCCAACAGUUGAGUUUUUCCACUACUGCGUGUGUACGAAAAGGUCUCAAACCCGAACACGGAAAUGACGACGACGACGACGACUCUGCACCGAUUGCACUUGGUGCCGAGUCCCGCCGGACCGGACCUCUGGGUUGGUAGUUGCGCCGGGUCACCGUCACGUGAGGGGUGUCCAACGGGUUGAAGGCCUUCUCCCAGGACGCAAUUCCGGUCGCUUGCGACUAACCCACGCCCCCCAAAAAAAUCCAAAUGUCGGCCUACGGUCCAUCUGGCGGCCUGAUGGACUCGUAGCCGACCCGUCGAUUGCAACGGUGGACGUUCGGUUUGAGCAAUCCCGGCCCCUCGUCACGUGCACAUCGAGGCGGGUUCUGGCGAGCUGGCUUCCCGUUUGCCGUCUGUGUUUUGCUUUUUCCACGGCAGUCGCCGCGAUGCACUCCGCAUCGCACCCGAAUGAGCGCUUUGCACGAGUUCCAGGAUCCGCAGCUCCUUUGCUUUGACGCGUCGGCCUACGACCCCGGACUCCGCUUUUUCCGAGCGUCUGCCCGUUGCGGCUUCCCGACCGGCAUUUUGCGGCGGUUCCGCUCCAAAAGCCAGAUCCCCCCCCCCAAGAAACGGUGAACAUUUCUGUAAUGAUUCUGAAAAUAUCAGUCGGUUAAAUAAAAUUUGGGCUCAUUCCUCUUUGAGUCCUCCUCAAAGACGAGGACGUCCCUCGCAGAUACUGGAAAGUCCGACCGGCCCAUUUGGUGGAUCGACAUCGAAGCACUGAAACCGAGCGUCUCAGUUCUGGAGUGGCGAGCGCGACCCCCUCCGAGGCUUGCUGUGUUUUGUUUUGUUUUUUUUUAUUUGUUUUGUUCUAUUUAUUUAUGUAUUUGAUUUGAUCUGACCUGAAAGUUCCGCGGCGAUUUCGGCCACACAAACGCGAGCACUUUUACCGGCUUUCCGCCGCUGGAAGGCUCCGCCCCCCGAGGCUCCCGAGCUCCUCCCGCUGUAAGAUUACCGCCCGGGUCGAGUGUUCCGUUCGAACAUUUAUUCUAGAUCCUCGGCGUGCAUGUUUAGCUGCACACACUAGGACGCUCUCGUCGUCACUAUUCAUCGCACUAGUGGAACGACGACGUCCGAACAAUAACGUUUUUUUGCGCCGCUUUACUAGUUUGCCAAUGAUGUUAGGAGUAAGCAAGAACCACUAGUGAGCAUUUUGAUGCUACUGGGAGAGUCCAGGAGGCCGCUGCUGCAGUGAAGUGUCUUACGGGUGAUAGCAAAGAGUACUAGUAUUCAAACAGCAUUGUGGGAAGCUCUUUGUCUAUUGAUUCGAUGUCUUUAAUAUACAUCUUAAAGAUGUAUGUACUAGUAGACGAGUAACACAAUUCAGCCAGCACACUAGUAGAGUGACUAGCUUGUACUAAUAAUAGGACAACUUUCUCCCCACUCAUGUAUGAGAAAUCUUUACACUGGUGGCUAUGGGUGUGCUAUUAGUGCUACUAGUGAAUCGUUAAAUGUUAACUCAUUUAAUUGUAUGGCGCUAGUCGUACAAAUAGCCCACCAUUGCGGAAUAUUUAGUGUAGUCUGACGUGUGUCUUGCUACUGGAGUGCCGAAUUUGGCAACCAAGCGCAGACCAAACGAGCACUAGUACACGAACGUUCAGCUGGAUUUCCUCGAUGUGGAAUAAAAGGCUUUUAUUCCAGAUCAGGGAUAGAAUAAGUGCUCAGAGGGCUUCAUGGAACUAGUAUGCCAAAUGUUGUCCUACUAGUCAGCACAAAGAAGGUACUACUAUCUUCAUAAGUGGACUACUGCUACUUUUGGUGUGAGCCUGUGAGAUUUGAAAGCACAAAAAAAAAAAAAAGGGCGCGCACGCGGUUCACUGCCACGCACGGCGGGCGAGCGACGACGACGUCGAUUGGUUGCGGACGAUUUAAAGCGACAGUACGCCCGCGUUUCAAAAAAAAGAAGAAAAAAACCGCGUUUGCUGUGUCUUGUGUGUGUUUUGUUAACCCUGCACUAGAGUUUGAAUCGCUCACGGGGGGGGGGGGGGGGGGACGAAAGCCCGUUUGUGCUCUUUGUUUUUGUGAAAACUCCAAAGAAAGCGCAGACGUCGGAAGGACUUUGCGGGCUUGUUGUUUAUUUAAGUCGGAAGGCGACAGAGCGCAUGUGUGCUUAUUUUUGUAAGGCCCAAAGUUUUCCAGUCUUUAUAAAAAAUAAAAAAAAUGGUAAAAGAAAAUCAUUUGUUGGCUCCUAUCGAGUGGUACAAAGAGCAGAGAGCAAUUUCAAAAUAUAUAUUUAUAACCAGAUCUCUUUAAAUAGCUUUCCUUAGGGUGUUUGUACAUUUUUUUCGUUUUGUUUGUCUCGUUCUCUACCUUCUUCAACCCUCUCCCCCACUUUCAAUGGCAUUUUUUUUCCCCUGCAGUCAGACAAAAACAAAAGUGGCUGCAAAUCGGUUCUAUUUUUCUACAGCAGAAUGGACAAACUGCGAGGGAGGGGACGGCGACCCGACGUUAACCAAACGUGUGCAUUAUUUUUAACAAGGUUUUUGUUGUUGUUUUGAAAAUAAUGUUAUUGUUUAAUGCUUUUGAAAGAGCCCCCACCCUCACGAAGGAUGCCGAGCAUGGACGGGGGGGGGGGGGAGACAACCUAUUUUGUUGCUGUUCUUAUUUUUGUUUUCUUUU
This is a messenger RNA of Syngnathoides biaculeatus (alligator pipefish), 6200 nucleotides long. RefSeq names its product OTU deubiquitinase 7B (gene otud7b). Bases 406 to 2925 code for a protein of 839 amino acids. The record is from RefSeq and is a predicted model, not a curated record. NCBI's taxonomy places the organism in Eukaryota, Metazoa, Chordata, Actinopteri, Syngnathiformes, Syngnathidae. Gene Ontology annotation, biological process: protein K63-linked deubiquitination; protein K48-linked deubiquitination; protein K11-linked deubiquitination. The transcript is spliced from 12 exons. Gene Ontology annotation, cellular component: cytoplasm; nucleus. Gene Ontology annotation, molecular function: cysteine-type deubiquitinase activity; zinc ion binding; K63-linked polyubiquitin modification-dependent protein binding.